This is a messenger RNA of Triplophysa dalaica, 1865 nucleotides long. It is a transcript of the gene rd3l, whose product is annotated as RD3 like. Lineage: Eukaryota; Metazoa; Chordata; Actinopteri; Cypriniformes; Nemacheilidae. The record is from RefSeq and is a predicted model, not a curated record. The transcript has 3 exons. Bases 165 to 878 code for a protein of 237 amino acids.
ACUGCUACAAGCUUUUUAUCUUUUUUGCUCAUCUAUAUUUUGCCUUUUUUAGUUUCUACUCUUCUAUUGCUGUUUUUUCGUAUCAUCUCAUUCGAUCUCUGUCUCUAUUUGCUUAUACUUUUAUGUGCAUAACCUGAUGCAGUUGCAGUUUUGGGGGUUUUGAGAUGGAGUCAAGUCAUCAUGGACCUCAACCUUUCAGACACACAAGCCAGGCAAUGCCAUUCUUAGGUUGGUCGAAAUGGGCCCAAGCAAAAGGUGAAUCAGCACAAGGAUGUGUGGCACCUACAGGUGCAAUGUUACUGCGGGAGUUCCUUUGGCAGCUGGAGCAAAGAACACUUCAGUUUCAAGAGGCGGAGUUCCAAUACUGCCUCUCCCGUGGCUUUCUGGGAUACCAUCACCCCCAAACACACCCCAACCUGCUAGCCCUCAUACCCGCUUCUGAGCACCGUCAGCUAGAGCAUCUCUGUGGACGCAUCCCCCCCUCACACGCUGCUGUCGUACUAUCCAGGCUCCAUGAUCUUCUGGCUCACAAUGACAUUCCUCCCUGGGAGCUGGUCAGCAUCUUCAAGCAAGUUCUUAGGGACUUUCUGAGGAGACAGGAAGAUGGCAUGCAGAGACGUCCACUGCCUUCAGCUUCAGCUGCAAUUAUUCCUACUCCAUUUCCACCGACAGAGAGUAAUGACAGAAAUCAUAUGACAGAAAAUGCACUGCACAAGUCUUUAACAGAGGAGUCAGGAAGGCAAAGAGAGGAGAUUCCAACUAUAUCUAGUUAUGUGGAUAAACACUUGUAUGCCACCUGUCCCUACUCUAUACACAGAGAUUGGAGCCUUCCAUUUUGCCAUCCCAUUAGUUAUGAGGCCUACAGCACUACAUUGUAAGCCUCGCCUAUAGUAAUUGGAAGGAAAAAUCACGUGGCCCCGUUCUAUCUCCCUCGUCACUAUUCUAAACUAUUCAUAUAUUGUCGUUUAUAUUGACAUUUUAGAAACAUAAAAGUUUCUCUAUAAUGAAAUACCAUAGCUUGCUUGUCUUUUACACCUCUUGACACCUUUAGGGGUCAAACAAAAAACAACAUUCAACGUAUAGCACUAUUGCAGAAAUCUACCUCUAUCUGUCUUCUUAUGUCAGCCUACUGUGUAGACAUACUGUAUAUUCUGCAACAACAACAUAUAGAUGAAUUACCUUUUUCAUACCUAAAUAAGACAUGUUAAUGUAAAAACAUUAUCAACAAAUGCAUAUGUGUAUUAUGCCCAUUUUUGAUAGCCGUAAUCUCUUCAAGCCACAAUUUCGGUUUCUACAAAACAUUUUAAAGGUUUCACUGAUGAAUUACAACAUUAGUUCUAGGAAAAUAUCAGAUACUCUACAUUAAUUUGUUUACAAAACAAAAUAAGAUUUUUGCAUUAUCUUUCAGUGGUAUACAGCUAAUAACUGAGCAAACUGGAAGCAUUGCACACAUGAUCACAUACACCCAGAUCAGUCAACCCAGUUAUCCAACCUAAUCCGUCUUUUUUCAUAGUUAUAUUUCUGGAUUACAGAGCAGAGAAUAGCCUAAGGGGGGAAGGUUGCACCACUUUGCCUUUGUGCAUCAGUGGGUCCUGCUCCCUGCAUUUACCCAUAAAAUACCUAGCAUGCAUUAUACCUACCAAAUGCUUUUUAGAACACAGGCAGUCUGUUGACCCAUGAAGUGAGGACUACCUUUCUUGCGUGGUGGCUGCGAUCAUCCAAAACAAUAGCAGCAAUACCAAAUUUUGUCUAUAAACCUGAUAGAUUUGUGUUAUUGUCUCUUGCAUAUCAAAUAAGGGUGUUUUGUGUAAUUGUCAUCAUUGUAUGCUAAAUUGCUUCUGUGAACCCUGCAAACUUUCUUUUUG